Acomys russatus (golden spiny mouse) is the source of this 1272-nucleotide messenger RNA. RefSeq names its product C-C motif chemokine receptor 3 (gene Ccr3). The coding region runs from base 143 to 1222 and encodes 359 amino acids. The record is from RefSeq and is a predicted model, not a curated record. Gene Ontology annotation, cellular component: cytoplasm; membrane. Gene Ontology annotation, biological process: inflammatory response; chemotaxis; immune response. The transcript is spliced from 2 exons. Gene Ontology annotation, molecular function: C-C chemokine receptor activity. Lineage: Eukaryota; Metazoa; Chordata; Mammalia; Rodentia; Muridae.
GCCUUUUUAAAACAGGAAGCUGUGCUGUUUACUACCUGACUGCACAUGUAAUCAAAUAUUAUCUCCACCUCAUCGGCAGUGAGACCUGAGCUACUACUGGACUCAUAAAGGGCUUAGAACAUAAUCACCAGAGGCAAGUGGAAUGGCUCUGUACACAAAUGAAAGCCAGACUGUGGUUGAAAGCUUUGGGACCACACCUUAUGAAUAUGAGUGGGCACCACCCUGUGAGAAAGUCAGCAUCAAAGAGCUGGGGUCAUGGCUGCUGCCUCCACUGUACUCACUGGUGUUCAUCAUUGGUCUCCUGGGCAACGUGGUGGUUGUGUUGAUCCUCAUCAAGUACAGGAAGCUGCAAAUUAUGACUAAUAUCUACCUGCUCAAUUUGGCUAUUUCUGACUUGCUUUUUCUCUUUACUGUCCCAUUCUGGAUUCACUACGUUGUGUGGAAUGAGUGGUGUUUUGGCCAUCACAUGUGUAAGCUCCUCUCUGGGCUUUAUUACCUGGCCUUGUACAGUGAGAUCUUCUUCAUCAUCCUGAUGACAAUUGACAGGUACCUGGCCAUCGUCCAUGCUGUGUUUGCCCUUCGAGCCCGGACUGUGACUUUUGCUACUAUCACCAGCAUCAUCACCUGGAGCUUGGCAGGACUGGCAGCAUUCCCUGAAUUUCUUUUUUAUGAGACCCAAGACAGCCCUGGCGAGUCUCUCUGCAGUCCUCGUUACCCAGAGGGUGAAGAAGAGAGCUGGAAGCGUUUCCACGCUCUAAGGAUGAAUAUCUUUGGUCUAGCUCUUCCUCUCCUCGUCAUGGUUGUCUGCUACUCAGGAAUCAUUAAAACUCUGCUGAGAUGCCCCAAUAAAAAAAAGCACAAGGCCAUCCGGCUGAUUUUUGUUGUCAUGAUAGUCUUCUUUAUUUUUUGGACCCCUUACAACCUGGUUCUCCUUCUCUCUGCUUUUCACAGUACAUUUUUGGAGAACAGCUGUCAGAAGAGCACACACCUGGACCUGGCCAUGCAGGUGACCGAGGUGAUCGCCUACACCCACUGCUGUAUCAAUCCAAUCAUCUAUGCCUUUGUUGGUGAGAGAUUUCGGAAACACCUUCGGCUCUUUUUCCACAGGCACGUGGCGAUCUACCUGGGGAAAUACAUUCCAUUCCUUCCUGGUGAGAAAAUGGAAAGAACCAGUUCUGUCUCCCCGUCCACUGGGGAGCAGGAAAUCUCUGUGGUGUUCUAGCUGGGCAGAGAAAACUCGCCUACCUUACAUGGACUGGGAGAUGAAGCGAA